Hippocampus comes (tiger tail seahorse) is the source of this 1943-nucleotide messenger RNA. RefSeq names its product RAD51 recombinase (gene rad51). The transcript has 11 exons. Gene Ontology annotation, molecular function: ATP binding; single-stranded DNA binding; DNA strand exchange activity. Gene Ontology annotation, cellular component: condensed nuclear chromosome. Bases 247 to 1263 code for a protein of 338 amino acids. Lineage: Eukaryota; Metazoa; Chordata; Actinopteri; Syngnathiformes; Syngnathidae. The record is from RefSeq and is a predicted model, not a curated record. Gene Ontology annotation, biological process: chromosome organization involved in meiotic cell cycle; mitotic recombination-dependent replication fork processing; DNA strand invasion.
GAAAAAAGGAAACUGGUGUUUUCAAGAGUUUGACGAUGUUUUCGGCGUGCUGAACAAAACUCUUGUACGAGGUUGUCAUUGUGUUUUAGCAUAUUAAUGCGAUUUAAGAUUUCACAAUAUCUGUCUUCGAUUGAGUCCUUCAGCCUACUUCUUUGAAGCUGAAACCAAGUCAUCAGACGUGUCUUUUUGAGCUCUGAAAUUUGUUUUCCUGACUGUCUUCUGCCCAGCAGGAAACGUAUAAAAAGGAUGGCGAUGAGAUCUGAAGGCACAGUUGAAACCGAGCUCGAAGAGGAGGAAAACCUUGGACCACAGCCUCUAUCCAGACUCGAGCAAUGUGGAAUAGGGGCCAGCGACAUCAAGAAACUGGAGGAGGCAGGUUUCCACACCAUUGAGGCAGUGGCCUACGCUCCAAAGAAGGAGUUGCUGAACAUAAAAGGCAUCAGUGAAGCCAAAGCUGAUAAAAUUAUAACUGAAUCUGCCAAGCUUGUGCCUAUGGGCUUUACCACAGCUACUGAGUUCCACCAGAGAAGAGCAGAAAUCAUCCAAAUCUCGACAGGCUCUAAGGAAUUGGAUAAACUCCUACAGGGCGGGAUCGAGACUGGUUCCAUCACAGAGAUGUUUGGGGAGUUUCGAACAGGGAAGACCCAGCUGUGCCAUACGCUUGCUGUCACAUGCCAGCUUCCCAUGGAUCAAGGGGGUGGGGAAGGGAAAGCCAUGUACAUCGACACAGAAGGAACCUUCAGACCAGAGAGACUCUUGGCUGUCGCCGAAAGAUAUGGGCUGGUGGGCGGUGAUGUUCUGGACAAUGUGGCCUACGCUCGAGCUUUUAACACGGAUCAUCAGACUCAGCUGUUGUAUCAGGCAUCUGCCAUGAUGGCUGAAUCCAGGUAUGCCCUGUUAAUAGUCGACAGUGCCACAGCUCUGUAUCGAACAGACUACUCGGGCCGAGGUGAACUGUCAGCCAGACAAGCGCAUUUGGGACGCUUUCUACGCAUGCUGCUCAGGCUGGCUGACGAGUUUGGCGUGGCAGUGGUAAUAACCAACCAGGUGGUCGCACAGGUCGAUGGGGCUGCCAUGUUCUCUGCUGAUCCAAAGAAGCCAAUUGGCGGCAACAUUUUGGCUCAUGCGUCCACUACGCGGCUGUAUCUGAGAAAAGGCCGAGGAGAAACGAGAAUCUGUAAAAUCUACGACUCACCUUGCCUGCCAGAGGCGGAAGCCAUGUUUGCCAUUAAUGCCGACGGGGUGGGAGAUGCUAAAGACUGAGGCGGCGGUGCAGCAGACAGGAAGAGGUUUCGAACUCGUCUGAUCAAAACCCGACAAACGUCUGUGAACUGGACUGCCAGGAAAUCUAUAAUCUGUUCAAGUCAGAGUGAAGGUGCUGUAGGUGGGCUGCCAGCGAGGUUUGUUAAGCAGCAAGGUAAUUAGAAUAUGGAAGAGCAUAUCUAUAUCUAAUAUACAUAGAGAGAGAUAAUUAAUUUAAGUUGCAGUAAGUAUAAAUGAAAAGAAACAAUAAAAAGUGAGAGUUUCUUUCUGUGUUUGGGAAGUAUCUGUUGUGUGAUGGCCACUGUGGUAAAUGUUGCUUUGGAUGAGUCAACAUUUUUCAAAGCACGGUUCGAAAAAAGUGAUCUCAUUAUGAUUUUUGCAAAAACGCAGACUUUUGUCUACUUAUGUUGAUGACAGUAAAUCUCACGCGUAUUUGUCUGUGAGUGCUUCAGAGUGAGGUUUGUGACCCAUGUGUUUAUAUUUGGAAAUACGGUCCAAGUAGUGAUCAAUUCAUAUAACUACAAAUGAUAAGUGUUGUGUAUUUUUUUUUUUUUUUUUUGAGAAGCGGGGUCUGUCACAGCAUUGCUCCAGAGUCUGCUGAGCCAUUGCUGGGUUUGGUUGAAGAAUUCCGUUUGACACAGCUAUUUUUUUUUCUUUCUUGAAUAAAGACUUUAUUCUUG